GCGAGGAGGACACGAGCGCCCUGAUCUACGUCGGAGCCGACGACGUAUCGGAAUGGGCGGCGAUGGUGUCUCAAAGAACUACAUGAUCGGAAACGAGCAGGAUAAAGACGAGGAAGGAGAGGAAGAAGAGGAAGAUGAGGGAGAAGAUGGAGAGGACGAGGAAGUAACUCUUGAGAAGCUUCUUGCGAAUAGACGAGCUGUGGUGGUUGGAGACGGUGCCGCUUCAAAGAGGGUUGAUUUGAAGGACUGUGAAAUGUCAGGGAAAGAGACCAAUGAGGUUUCUGGCUCGGGCGAUUUCGAGGGCCAGCACAAGGACAGCCACGAAAGUGAGGGAGAGGAGUCUUGUGGCUGGGGCGAUUUUAAGGGCAAGUACAAGGAAGGUCAAGGUCAUGGCAAUGAGAGAGGGGAGAAGCUAGCGCUUCGAAGCAAUGGCAAGAGAGAGGCCGGUCUUCUCAAACGGAAAAUUUUGGAAGCCAAGAGAGACAGCGAAGUGGAGAAUGCGACUGUAGGCAGCGUAACAGCCUUGAAGAAGAGGAAAGUCUCAUCGCAAGAAGUGCAGAGUGAAGUCGACGGGGAGAUGGCGGACAAAGAAAGAGCUGUGGAGGGCAAGAAGGCGAAGAAGCAGGCGGUGCUCGCUCUUGACGACGCGGGAGGGCAGAAAACGGCAUUCACGAAAAUGAAGGAGAAUAAUGAAGCUCUGCCAUGUUGCGGACCUAAUGGUCUUGAUGACUCCCAGUCGAAGCGAGGCCGUAGAGCUAGGCCCGCAGUGAUAGGGGAAUCGAUAACAACCGCAGCUGUACGAGGAGAAGGAGGAGGAGGAGGAGGAGGAGGAAGAGGAGGAAAAGGAGGCGGCGCGGUUGUGUGCAAUGCAACGGGUAGCAAAACGAACAUCGGUGCUCGGUCGACGAGAGCCAAGAAGGAAGGGGCACGGGAAAAUGUAAUUGACGACCAGGGGGAUGGAUUCUUAAGGAAGGAAGAGAGCAGGGAGGUACAUGCGAAGGGUGAUGAUAGGGAGCAGCAGGAGUCGGGAUCAACAUCUCGAAGGAGCGCGAUGAUGAUGCGCUCCUCCUCAUCACAGAGUACGGGUGAUAUCGCUUCCAAUUCUUUACUAAGAAAGACGAAGAAGUCAAAACCGGUUUCCAGUUCACUGGGGUCUAAAAGUGAUGCUAGAGCAGGGAGGGAGAACGACGACGAGAGGAGGGUUGAUAAAUCCCUUUCUUCUACGUCAGGGAAGCAGAAGGAGUCUGGGAGGAGGGUUAAAAGAACUCUUUCGUCCCCGUCAGGGAAGGAGAAGGAGGACGAUAGGAGGGGGGUUAAAGGCCUGUUUUUUAUGCCGGAGGUGGAGGAGGAGGUGGAGGAGGAGGAGCGGCAGAAGAGGAAGGGGGUGAAGGUUAAAGCCCUUCGUUCUACUUCGGUUGGCUCGGGUGAUAACGGCCGGACGAAUAGUGCAGGGGCGAAGCAAAUGGAGGUUGCAAAGAAAAAGGGGUCGAAGUCAAAAGAUGGCGGCGGCGGCGGUGGGGAAAAUGUUGACCGGGGAAUUGUGGAGAAAGUAGAGAGACGUGUUCGUGAUGGUGAUAGACGAAAGGGGGCGGGGUUGGGCAGCGGCGGUGGGGUGGUUAGAGGGGGGGGCGAGGGGGAAAAUGUCGCCGGGGAAGGGGCGGAGACUCCGGAAAGGGGGGGGGGUCGCGACGGUGCUCGACGGAAGGGGGUGUUGGGCGAGGGGGGAAGGAUUGCAGAAGGACGAUUUCUGCGAUGCGCGCGGCCUUGUUCAUCGGAAUCUGCGGAUCGCAAAUCACCCAUCCAGAGGAAACGUCAUCGGCGUAUCAUUGACGAUGAUGUUGAUGGAGAUGAGGACAGGGAGGACUUGGGGCCCAUCUUUCCAGUCGUUGCUACCAAGAAACGAUCCAAGAUCCGACGCGCGAGCGACGAUCCUUUCUCUCUUGAUGGCCUUCUUCGCGAGAAGCAGGCGGCGGUGAAGGCGAAGGAAAGAGCUGCACUCGCUGAACCUCUCGAUGAUUAUCUCGAUUCCCCUCCACCGUCGGCGACAGCAGAGCAAGUUAGGUCGCUUUGCGACCAGCUUAAUAAUGCAGAAGCAGGUGGCGAUGAUACGGAUAAUCGAAACUGGGGAGAACCGGCUUUUGGGCCGCAGAAAAAGGGCCUGUGCCCUUUCACUAUAGAUGGCAUACCACGUCAACCGGACAGCAUUGUUGGGCAACUAAUCCAUGGUGUCGAAGAUGAAGGAGAGCAAUUGCUACUUGCUGCGGAGCUGCUUUGUGGCACGCUGUUGCCGUCUCUUAUAUAUGGCAAGGGCCAUUGCGAUGCGGCAACAAUGAAGUGGCUCUUUGAUCAGAUGGUUUAUGCAGAGGAUGAGAGAUUUUCUGGUGGAGCUGGCAAUAUCCUGUGUGAUAUAGUAUCAACGCAGUCUGUGUCUUCUAGGUUACGUGCAGACCCUCAAGACUCAGAUGGCGGCUGCGCAUCCGGCUGGAUGGCAUGUCUGACGAGACGACCAAAUGGAGGGAUUGAAAUUCCUAACACGAGGCAAAAGCGGUGCAGUUUGGCAGGACUCCCGACACAUUCACAGAUUUUGGGAGUACUCAAAGAGUACGGAUAUCUUGCAGGCAAUGAUCAACGGAAGACCAAGGCCGGGGAAAGCUCUCUCACAAGGGAAACCACUGUGGGAGAGCAGGGUCCUCCUAGGAACAUUGAGUUUUUGCUGGAGUUCAUUGCAUCGCUAUGUUCUUCAAGAGAACAUUACAAGCCAUUUCAGCCAAAGGAAGUAGAAAAACUUGUCAGUACAAUGGCCCAUUUCAUUGCCGAUCAGUCGCUGGCUUGGAUUCGGGAUAAAGUUCUUCACUGCAUGAAGGCGCUGUUGGCUUAUUUCACGGAGGAAGAGUUCAAGAGCAGGCUAAACGUUUUGGCUGCCUCUGUUGCAAGUGCUUGUAAGGAGGUUACCAGUAAUAUUCAUGUGGUGUCACAUUUGCCGUUUGAGAGUAUGCGGGGAAAAAUUCUUCUGCGGCAGGCGGCAUAUUCACUGCUUCUGAGCAUGCCUCUAGGAAAGGAUUUGACGACAAUCAGUAGACCUCAUGGGGUGCCUCUGUUUGAUGUGGUCAAGGCCAAGACCAAGCGUGGUGUAAGUGCGCUGGACCUGAUUGACCUUGUAGAAGCUGGGGAUAUUUGGCUCCGCAAUACAGAGAGUAUUGUUUCCAGCACUCAAGCGCUAGAAGGUUGGGCAAGUUUUCUUCAGCAAUGCCAUGUACAAGUUCCUGUCAGCAACACACAGCCUGGUGCCUCAACACUGCGGGACUUGACAGCAUUCAGGAAGGCGAAGUAUCAGUAUGAGCUUCAGGAGUUGAAGAGAAAGGACGACCGAGAAAAUGGCGGCGAAGAAGAAGAGUGGGUUCAGCAGUGAUGCUUCUCACCAGUAAAGCUCCGUUUGUAUG
This is a messenger RNA of Chara braunii, 3440 nucleotides long. NCBI's taxonomy places the organism in Eukaryota, Viridiplantae, Streptophyta, Charophyceae, Charales, Characeae. The record is from the annotation of a GenBank genome assembly.